AUGAAAUUUCAGCAGAUCAGGCAUGCUUGCGUCAUAAUUACAUUUGCAGGAAAGAGAAUCCUUGUUGAUCCAUGGCUAGAACCAAAGGAUACUUUCCCUGGAUUGCCAUUUGCUGCAGAUCCAAAUCAAAGAUCUCCAAUUCAUGAAUUACCAAUGCCAGUUGAAGAGAUUGUCAAAGUCGAUGCAUUGAUUGUUACUCAUAUGCACUUCGAUCACUUCACAGAAUAUUCUGCAAACUUGAUUCCAAAAUCAAUCCCAGUCUUUUCACAAGACGAAGAAGAAGCAGAACAAAUAAGAAAAUGGGGCUUCAAUGAUGUCCGCUUAUUUACAGAAAAUGGAACUAAAUACGAAGACAUCACCAUCACAAGAACAGACUGCGACCACGGUCCAGAUGAAUUCUUCAAUGCAAUUCAAUUGAAGAAGAAAGCUUCUGGUUUUGUUUUGAAAUCUCCAAAGGAAGAGAAGACAUUUUACAGUUCAGGUGACACACUUUAUGUCGAUUGCGUCAAAGAUGCUCUUAAGAAGUUCAACCCAGAUGUUGUCGUUGUCAACGCUUGCCACGGAAAGACACCAUAUGGAUACAUUCUUAUGGGCCUUGAAGAAGUCGAGCAGCUUCACAACGACAUUCCACACGCAAAGAUUAUUGCUUCUCACUUGGAUGAAAUUACACAUUCAACAGUCUUCCGCAGCGACACAAGAAAAUUUGUCGCAGAACACCAUCUCGAAGAUGUUAUCUCCAUUCCAAAUGAUGGCGAAACACUUGAAUAUUAA
Messenger RNA from Trichomonas vaginalis G3, 771 nucleotides. Its product is annotated as beta-lactamase superfamily domain-containing protein. The record is from RefSeq and is a predicted model, not a curated record. Lineage: Eukaryota; Parabasalia; Trichomonadida; Trichomonadidae. Bases 1 to 771 code for a protein of 256 amino acids. The transcript has a single exon.